AUGACAAAUCAAUCGAAUUGCCAAAAUUGUGAUUGUAAAACAUUUGACCCCAACCCUUUUAAACCAUUAUACUGUUCAAUAUGUCUCCAUAAUCAUAAAGUGAAGAAUGCAAAUGUUUCAGUGAAUGCGACAUCAACAUCAACAUCGGCAGCACCACCAAAAUCAAGCUCCACUAAUAAUAAAGGCGCAACAAUUAGUGGUUCACCAUCAACAUCAUCAUCCUCUUUAAAUCAACAACAAAAGAGUAAACCAUUACCACCAAAAACUCCUUCAAAAUCACCAUCAAGUCCAAAUUUAACUUCUUCUUCUCCUUCUUCUUCUUCAAGUGGUGGGGGUGGUGGCAGUGGUGGUAGUACAGCAGUAAAAAAGAGACCAGAUGCUCAAAACUUUUCAAAACAAUCCUCUUCAUCCUCAUCAUCAUCAUCAUCAUCAUCAUCAUCAAGUCCUUCAGCAACAUCACCAAAAACUUCAUCAGGUUCAUCAUCAUCAUCCAAAUCAUCAGGAUCAUCAUUUAUGAGUAAAAUUGGAUCAUUUAAAGAUGCAGUAACAGAUAAAGUAAAUACAUUAAAAGAGAGUACUUUUUCAUCUUCGUCGUCAUCAUCUAGUGAACCAGAGGUUAAAGGAUAUGAAAUUUCAGGGCCAACCGAUUAUAAACAUAAUACUCAUAUUGGUAUUACAGAGAAUGGUGGUAUUUCAACUAGAAAUAUUCCAGAAGAAUGGAAACAAACUUUCCAAAAAGUUGAUCAAGCAUUAAAACAAAAUGGUAAAAGAGGUAUUACAAAGAAAGAAGCAACAUUCAUUUUAAACGCUGUAUUAAGUGGUCAAACACCAAGUCCAAAUGUUUCAUUAAGAACUACACCAGUUGCAACCUCUGCAAAUGCACCUGCUUUACCACCAAAACCAAAUGCUAAUAAUAAACCAUUACCAUCUGCUCCAAAAACUAUACCAUCGGCAUCACCAUCAAUUUCUUCAACUACUACUACCACUACUUCAACCUCAUCCUAUAAUAGUAGUGUAAAAUCUACACCAUCAUCAUCUGUAUCAUCAUCUGUAUCAUCAUAUUCAUCUUCUUAUAAUAAUAAUAAUAAUAAUAAUAAUAAUAAUAAUAAUAAUAAUUAUAAUAAGAAUACAACUUCAUCAUCAUAUAAUAAUGGUGAAAUUGAAAAAUUAAGAGAUAAAAUUAAACAAUUAGAAAAUAAAUUAGCAAAUGAAGAAAAAGAACAUAAUUUAUUAUUAACUAAAUAUAAAACAUUAGAAUCGAAAUAUACUGGUGGAGAAACCAAUCAAAAUCAAGCAGUUAAUGAAGCAAAAACUGCUAAAACCAAAUUGGAACAAUUAGAACGUGAACAUAGUUCAUUAUUGAAUAAGAUAAAGGUAUUGGAGACUAAUAAUCAAUUGGUUCAAAAUGAGAAUAAGAAUCAAGAGAAUGAAUUAUCAAAUUUAAAGAAAUCCAUAUUAGAUUCUAAAAAGAAUAUGGAUGCCGAUAAGGGACCAUUGAUUGAAAAGAUUUCAACAUUGGAGUCGAAAUUAAAGGAUUCCGAAUUUGAAAAGAGAUCAAUUCAAUCAAAGGACCAAGAACUUGAGAAAAAGCUAAAGGAACUAACUAACCAAUCCAAAGAAUCUGAACAACAAUCAUUUGAAUACCAAGUGAAGAUUAAAGAAUUAUCAAGUCAAUUGGACUCCCUAAAAGAGGCAUUGUCAAAUAAUAAAGAUUUGUCAUCAAAGAUUCAAGAGAUUUCAAAUCAAUUCCAACAAAAAGAAAAGGAGUUGAAAGAAAGCUAUGAGAAACAGUACAACCAAAGAUUGAAUAACCAAAAGCUUGAAAUUGAUCAACUCUCUAGCACCCUCUCAAAGGAACAACAGAAAUCGAAUAAAUUUGAAAUGGAAUUAACCUCUAAGCAAAGGGACUUUGAAUCAACUCAAAAACAAAGAGACGAAUUUAAAUUGCAAUUUAGUAAAUCUCAAUCUCAAUCCGAUCAAUUACAAUCAACAAUCGAUCAAUUGGAGAAUCAACUUAAACAAAUUAAACUCUCACAAGCUCAAUCUCAAAAUAUUUUAGAUUCUAAUAAUAAACAACAAUCGGAUCAAUUGAAAUCAUUAUCUGAUUCAAAUAAUAAAUUAAUUAAAAAGAAUGAAGAAUUAGAAUCGAUCAUUGAUAAAUCAAGAAAGGAUUCAAUUGAUAUCAAAGGUAAUUAUGAACAAAAGAUUGUUGAAUUAGAAUCUAAAAUUAAAAUCUCUCAAAAUGAAUCAAAUAAUCAACAUGAUCAAAAAUUAUUUGAUCUUCAAAAUAAAUUUAAAUCUGAAAAAGAUGAUUUAUUAUUAAAAAUUAAACAAUUACAAGAUCAAUUAUCAACAACAACAACAACAACAACAAAACAUCAAUCACAUUCUUCUUCUUCUUCAGCUGUUCCUGCUGCUACUACUACCUCUACUUCUACUCCAUCAUCACCACCACCUCCACCACCUGUUGCACCACCACCUCCACCAUCUUCAUUCAAACAACCUUCAUCAGAUACUUCUAGAAAUAAUUUAUUGGAAUCAAUUCGUCAACCAAAAGAAUUGAAAAAAGUUACUGAAGCUGAUAUGACUCACAAUAAUCAACAAGAAGAUGAUGGCUCAAUGGUAAAUAUAUUAGUUAGAGCUCUCAUUGAUAGAAGACAAAAUAUGAAUGAAGACGAUUACGAUGAUGAAGAUGAGGAAGUUGCUUGGGAUGAUUAA
This is a messenger RNA of Dictyostelium discoideum AX4, 2718 nucleotides long. Its product is annotated as WASP-related protein. The record is from RefSeq and is a predicted model, not a curated record. Gene Ontology annotation, biological process: actin filament organization. NCBI's taxonomy places the organism in Eukaryota, Evosea, Eumycetozoa, Dictyosteliales, Dictyosteliaceae. Gene Ontology annotation, cellular component: cytoskeleton. The coding region runs from base 1 to 2718 and encodes 905 amino acids. The transcript has a single exon. Gene Ontology annotation, molecular function: actin binding.